This is a messenger RNA of Neltuma alba, 618 nucleotides long. Its product is annotated as SAP30-binding protein-like. Bases 215 to 535 code for a protein of 106 amino acids. The record is from RefSeq and is a predicted model, not a curated record. Gene Ontology annotation, biological process: regulation of DNA-templated transcription. Lineage: Eukaryota; Viridiplantae; Streptophyta; Magnoliopsida; Fabales; Fabaceae. Gene Ontology annotation, cellular component: nucleus. The transcript has 2 exons.
CUGAAGUAUAUUAGAUGGGAACAAUCCUAUUGUUUUAUUUUGUUUUUCUGUUUAUCAUCUUGCCUCUUGGUCCACUAUUUUUUCCCCUCUGAAGAACUUCCUUGAAUGUGGUUUUGUAAGUGAUUUGCUAGAUGGAGCAUCAUCAGGAUCUGUUCAGGUUUUGACACCUAGUAGUCAAGUUAACACUCCUUAGUUUUCUGAGCCAUCUCAUACCAUGCAAGUUGAUGCUAUGGCUGGAUCAAAUGGUGCAGAACAUGAAGAAAUAGCUCAGGAAGAGCAGAAGUUUGUAGAUCCAUUGGAUAGAUUUCUCCCACCACCACCCAAAAGAAAGAUAAAUAAAUUUCUUGAGUAUAAGAAGGCUGGAAAAAGUUUUAAUGUAGCAGUUCGCAAUAGGAAGGACUAUCAGAACCCUGACUUCCUAUUGCAUGCUAGGAGGUAUCAAGAUAUUGACCAAAUAGGAUCUUGCUUUGAUAAGGAUGAAUUGGACCCUCAUAGAUAUGACCCAAGUGACUACUACGACCAAGUAGGUGCUUAACUGUUUCUUCUCUGCAUCUACUUUCUUGUGCUUCCCUGUACUUGUUUAUUUUAUGCUCAUAUUUUACCUGAUUUUGUCAAUUA